UUUUUGCAACUCCCAAUACACAAACCGACCCUCUUUCCCUAUAUAAGCAGACACGAAGUAGAAAACUAGCUCAAAAAUAUCCUAAUCAAUUUUUAGAGUAAUUUGUACUAAAAAAUAAUCUUGAGAUCAAAUGGAGAAAGCAAUUGAGAGACAAAGAGUUCUUCUCCAACACCUUCGUCCUUCUCAAACUUCUUCUUCUUUGGAAAAUAUUGAAUCAUCCAUUGCUGCAUCUGUAUGCUCUGCUGGAGACAGUGCUGCUUACCAAAGGACCUCUGUCUUUGGAGAUGAUGUCGUCAUAGUCGCUGCAUAUAGGACUCCUCUUUGCAAAGCAAAGAGAGGAGGCUUCAAGGAUACUUAUCCUGAUGAUCUACUUGCUCCAGUUCUAAAGGCAUUGAUGGAAAAGACUAAUGUGAGCCCUAGUGAAAUUGGGGAUAUCGUUGUCGGCACCGUGUUGGCCCCAGGUUCUCAGAGAGCAAGCGAGUGCAGGAUGGCUGCGUUUUAUGCUGGUUUUCCUGAAACUGUGCCAGUUAGAACUGUAAACCGGCAAUGUUCAUCAGGCCUUCAAGCAGUUGCUGAUGUAGCUGCAGCUAUUAAAGCUGGAUUUUAUGACAUUGGUAUUGGUGCCGGAUUGGAGUCUAUGACCACAAACCCAAUGGCUUGGGAAGGAUCAGUCAACCCAAAAGUUAAGAUGAUGGCACAAGCUCAAGACUGUCUUCUUCCUAUGGGUAUUACUUCUGAGAAUGUAGCACAUCGUUUUGGUGUGACAAGGCAGGAACAAGACCAGGCUGCAGUUGAUUCGCAUCGUAAGGCUGCUGCAGCCUCUGCUUCCGGAAAAUUCAAAGAUGAAAUAAUUCCUGUACCCACAAAGAUUGUUGAUCCAAAAACCGGAGAUGAGACACCGGUAACGAUCUCUGUUGAUGAUGGUAUACGGCCAAAUGCCUCUGUUUCAGACUUGGCAAAGUUAAAGCCAGUGUUCAAGAAGAGUGGAACUACUACUGCUGGGAACUCUAGCCAAGUCACUGAUGGUGCUGGAGCUGUACUUCUUAUGAAAAGAAGUAUUGCAAUGCAAAAGGGACUUCCUAUCCUUGGUGUAUUCAGGACCUUUGCUGCCGUGGGUGUAGACCCUGCUAUUAUGGGAAUUGGCCCAGCUGUUGCAAUUCCUGCUGCUGUCAAGUCCGCAGGCCUUGAACUUGAAGAUAUUGAUCUCUUUGAGAUAAAUGAGGCAUUCGCAUCACAAUAUGUCUACUGCCGUAAGAAGCUGGAACUUGACCCAGAGAAGAUCAACGUUAACGGAGGGGCAAUGGCCCUUGGGCAUCCUUUGGGUGCUACAGGAGCACGAUGUGUUGCAACUCUGUUGCACGAGAUGAAACGUCGUGGAAAGGACUGCCGAUUCGGUGUGGUGUCCAUGUGCAUAGGCACUGGAAUGGGGGCAGCUGCUGUCUUUGAAAGAGGAGACUCCUGUGAUGAGCUAUGCAAUGCGCGAAAAAUUGGAAGCCACAAUCUUUUAUCUAAAGAUGCUCUAUAAACAGUAGGGAUGCACGAUAGUCGUUUCAUUUAAUAAUAUUUACAGAGAAGGAACAACAAUAAAUCAUAGUAAGCUUUGAGACAUUUUCUUGGAAAAAGAUAGGUUGUAAAAUUGCAUUGGUUUUGCAGUUGUCGGCUGGAUUGGCCUUGGUACUUUUGAGAAUUGCUUUGGUGUUUCAUGGUAUGCUUUAUAUGUUUUGUGUUCCAAUAUUCCGAAAGUCUAAUGUAUUGCUUUUCAGUAUUC
Messenger RNA from Nicotiana tabacum (common tobacco), 1768 nucleotides. Its product is annotated as 3-ketoacyl-CoA thiolase 2, peroxisomal. Gene Ontology annotation, cellular component: peroxisome. The record is from RefSeq and is a predicted model, not a curated record. Lineage: Eukaryota; Viridiplantae; Streptophyta; Magnoliopsida; Solanales; Solanaceae. Gene Ontology annotation, molecular function: acetyl-CoA C-acyltransferase activity. Gene Ontology annotation, biological process: phenylacetate catabolic process; fatty acid beta-oxidation.